AUGGCUUCUAAUAUGAAUAAUCUUCCUCUCACCACUGGAAACCAUUGUGUAACACUGACAUCAACCUUGGUUCUAGCAGCUUUUGUUGCUCUCACAGUUCAAGUCUUCUACUUCUCCCCCAUAGAUCCACUUUUGUUUCAACCAACAUCUUCUGUAUCUUCAUCCAAAAACAACCAAUUACAGAAUUUGAUUAAACUUGGAGAAGGAUUUUUGAAGCAACCAGAAGAUGUCUGUGUGGAUAAAGAUGGUGUUUUGUAUACAGCUACACGAGAUGGUUGGAUUAAGAGAUUGGUUAGGAAUGGAAAUUGGGAGAACUGGAAGCAUAUAGAUAGUUCUUCUUUGCUUGGAAUCACAACUGCAAAAGAUGGUGGUCUCAUUGUCUGUGAUGCUACCUUGCAGGGAUUGCUGAAGGUUACAGAAGAAGAUGGUUUCAGUGUUAUCCUUUCACAAGUUAAUGGUUCUCAAUUACUGUUUGCAGAUGAUGUAAUAGAGACAUCAGAUGGAAAUAUAUAUUUCAGUGUUGCCAGUACCAAAUUUGGUUUACACAAUUGGCAUCUUGAUGUGCUUGAGGCAAGACCUCAUGGAAAACUUUUGAAGUAUAAUCCUGUGUCAAAUGAGACAGUUAUUGUUCUUGAUGAUUUGGCUUUUGCAAAUGGUGUUGCACUGUCUAAGGAUGAAGAUUAUGUUGUGGUUUGCGAAAGUUGGAAAUAUAGGUGUUUGAGGCAUUGGCUAAAAGGAAUUAACAAAGGCAAAACAGAUAUCUUCAUUGAAAACCUCCCUGGUGGACCUGACAAUAUCAAUCUUGCUCCUGAUGGCUCAUUUUGGAUCGCUUUGGUUCAACAAUUUACUUCUGAAAGACUGGGGUUUAUGCACACAUCUAAGGUGUCCAAGCACUUAGUAGCUUCAUUUCCAUGGCUAUUUAAUCUGAUCAAUGGCGCGACGAAGUCAGCAAAGGUGGUAAAUGUUGGAACUGAAGGCAAUAUUAUCAGAAGCUUUGGUGAUAAUGAGGGGAAGGUGAUUAGUUUUUUAACUUCAGCUGUGGAGUUUGAGGACCAUCUUUACCUAGGUAGUCUUAAUACUGACUUUGUUGGGAAAUUUCCACUGUUGGGUGUAAACUAG
Messenger RNA from Lathyrus sativus (Indian pea), 1119 nucleotides. NCBI's taxonomy places the organism in Eukaryota, Viridiplantae, Streptophyta, Magnoliopsida, Fabales, Fabaceae. The record is from the annotation of a GenBank genome assembly.